Molecule: messenger RNA, 1470 nt
Organism: Capsicum annuum
Lineage: Eukaryota; Viridiplantae; Streptophyta; Magnoliopsida; Solanales; Solanaceae
Product: lecithin-cholesterol acyltransferase-like 1
Exons: 2
Coding region: 145-1455 (436 amino acids)
Biological process (GO): lipid metabolic process
Source: RefSeq, a predicted model, not a curated record
ACUUCUCCCAAUUAAAAACGUAACACGUUAUCCACCACAAAGAAAAGGAACAAGUUUCUCCAUAUCCUUGCCCAAUCACCAAACUUAAACACACCAAUGGCCAUGAACAUCUUCCUCUCUGUCCAUUGACAUUAGUUAGCCAUCAUGAAAAUCUUAACCAUAUUAAUCAUGACGUUUAUAGUGUUUUACACUAAUUGCCCAGCAAAUACUAACCACCACCUCCACCCUCUAAUCUUAAUACCAGGAGCUGGUGGAAACCAACUAGAAGCAAGGUUAACUUCAAAGUACAAGUCUACAAGCUUUUUGUGCAACAAAUGGUAUCCAAUAAAGAAAGAUAGUGAAGGUUGGUUUAGGAUAUGGUUUGAUCCAACUGUACUUUUAGCACCAUUCACAAAGUGUUUUAAUCAAAGGAUGAUGCUUUAUUAUCAAAAAGAGUUGGAUGAUUAUUGUAAUGCUCCUGGUGUUGAUAGUAGGAUUGCACAUUUUGGUUCUAUUAAGAGUCUUCUUUAUCUUGAUCCUAAUCUCCCGAAAAUUACAGCAUACAUGGAGCCACUUGUGAACGCGUUGCAAGAACUAGGCUAUAGAGAUGGUGAUAAUCUGUUUGGGGCACCGUAUGAUUUUCGUUAUGGUUUAGCUGCAGAAGGUCAUCCAAGUCAUGUUGGUUCAAAAUUUCUCAAGGACUUAAAAGGACUCAUAGAAAGUGCAAGCAAUUCAAAUGGAGGAAAACCUGUUAUUCUUGUUUCUCACAGCUUGGGAGGUUUAUAUGUCCACCAACUACUCUGUCGUAAUCCGAAAUCGUGGAGCCAAAAGUACAUCAAACACUUUAUUGCAUUGUCCACCCCUUGGGGCGGCACAGUUGAGCAAAUGGUCACUUUUGCUUCUGGGAAUACACUUGGUGUGCCUUUAGUCAAUCCGUUGCUCGUAAGGGAAGAGCAGAGGAGUUCUGAAAGUAAUAUGUGGCUUUUGCCUUCUCCGAAAGUAUUUAGCAAUCAAACACCACUUGUUAUAACUCCAAAUGUUGCAUAUUCAGCUCAUGAUAUCCCGAAAUUCCUCGAGGAUAUCGGGUUUCCUCAAGGAGUUUUGCCUUACACAUUGCGUAUUUUCCCCCUGGUUGAAAAUUUCACUCUCCCUGAUCACAUGCCGCCUAUCACUUGCAUAGUUGGAUGUGGGUGUAAGACUCCGGAGACAUUGUUCUACGGAGAUGCUGAGUUUGAUAAGUCGCCUGAGAUUGUGUAUGGGGAUGGAGAUGGCACUGUCAAUAUGGUAAGCUUGUUGGCUCUUGAAGCAAAUUGGGAUAACAAGAGUACUCGGCAAUCCCUCAAAGUCACCAAGUUACGAGGCGUUUCACAUACAGGUAUACUAAAGGAUGAAAUUGCAGUUGAGAAAAUAGUUGAAGAGAUUUCUUGUAUUAACUCUGAGAAUGCUGCUCACGUUUCGCUAGUUUCAAAAGCUUGACCACAAUUCGUGAUA